UCUGGCAACGAUUUCAUUAUGAGCAUCUGGGACUUCGGGGGCCAGCCGAUAUAUCAUGUUAUACAACGAAUAUUUAUGGUAUCUUUUGCUGUUAUUUGUGUGGUAUUUAACCUGGAAGAUGAUCUUGACUCCCCAGCUAAAGUCAGGGAUCCAACCACUGGUGAUAUAUACGAACACCGAAUGACAAACCUUGAGUUCAUUCUCUACUGGAUUCGUUCAGUUUACACCAACAGUCGAGAUUUAGAAUUGGAAGAUGGACAACUUUCACCGCCAGUACUAGUUAUUGGUACGCACUUAGGCAACCUCGAUGGGAAUGAAGAGGAAAAGAAAAGAAAGGUAUGAAACAACUACGUCAUGCACAAAGAAAACAAUCCGACAGAAAUUAUCAUAAACAAAUCUCAGACAAACAAA
Molecule: messenger RNA, 411 nt
Organism: Anneissia japonica
Lineage: Eukaryota; Metazoa; Echinodermata; Crinoidea; Comatulida; Comatulidae
Exons: 3
Coding region: 19-342 (107 amino acids)
Source: RefSeq, a predicted model, not a curated record